AUGGCAAAACCUACAGGAAGUACCGCUUUGUCUGUCAGUGACAUGCAAACCGCCCAAGUUGAAAUCAUAAAGCUUGUUCAGGAACAUGUCUUCACAGAUGAAAUCAGUAGUCUCCGUGUACUUGGUUCAAAUACAGACGCUUCAGACGGAUCUCAGAAUGGUCGUUUGAAGGGUACAUCGGCCCUUUGUGGCUUGGAUCCAUUUUUGGAUGAAAGAGGUAUUCUUCGGGUUGGAGGACGUAUUCGACAUGGAAAAUUCAGUGCGGAUGUGAAACAUCAGGCAAUCCUUCCAAGGAAGUCGCAUGUCACAGAAAUUUUGAUUCGUCAUUUCCAUCAGCGUACCAAUCAUCAGGGUCAUGGGAUUACCACAAAUGAAAUCCGAGCCAAUGGGUUUUGGAUUAUAGGAUGCAGUUCAGCGGUGUCAAGCUGUAUAUCAAAAUGCGUAGAAUGUCGUAAAUUGCGAGGUUGCUCCCAGGGACAGAAGAUGGCCAACUUACCCAUAGAUAGAUUACUUCCGGAACCCCCGUUCACUUACAGUGGAGUGGACCUGUUUUGGCCGUUCUAUAUCAAUGAGGGGCGAAAAGAAUCGAAGAGAUAUGGAGUUCUCUUCACUUGUAUGUCAAGUCGCGCUAUUCACUUGGAAACCGCAAAUUUCCUAGAUACUAGUUCAAUCAUCAAUGCGUUGCGCAGAUUCCUUGCGAUUCGUGGUCCUGUAAGACAGCUAAGAUCAGACAGAGGCACAAAUUUUGUUGGUGCUGAGCGUGAACUCAGAGAGGCCCUUGAGAAGCUUGAUGAUCAUCACCUUCAGCAUUAUCUUUCAGGAGAAGGCUGUGACUUCAUCGGAUUCAAAAUGAAUGUACCUUCUGCGAGCCAAAUGGGAGGAGUCUGGGAGGGACAAAUCCGGUCUGUACGAAAUGUGCUCUCAUCACUAAUGCAGCACUCGAAUGCUCAAUUGGAUGACGAAACACUGAGGACUUUCAUGUGCAAGGCUGCGGUUAUCGUCAACAGCCGGCCCUCACUGUGA
Molecule: messenger RNA, 1023 nt
Organism: Ylistrum balloti
Lineage: Eukaryota; Metazoa; Mollusca; Bivalvia; Pectinida; Pectinidae
Exons: 1
Coding region: 1-1023 (340 amino acids)
Molecular function (GO): nucleic acid binding
Source: RefSeq, a predicted model, not a curated record